Molecule: messenger RNA, 3201 nt
Organism: Tachysurus fulvidraco (yellow catfish)
Lineage: Eukaryota; Metazoa; Chordata; Actinopteri; Siluriformes; Bagridae
Exons: 4
Coding region: 1085-2269 (394 amino acids)
Source: RefSeq, a predicted model, not a curated record
CUGGGCUGAGUCCUAACAGAUACAUCCAACGCUGAGUAUCUGACUCAAUUUUCUCAUAGAUUGACAUAUAGUUUAUUUUUGAGAUUAGGGGUAAAGUAGGUCUGAGUUCGAUCCCUAAAUAUUUAACUUGUUUUGAUAUUAAGAUAUUGUUUGGAAUAGAAAAAUUUAGACCAUCAGAAUAAAGAGGCAUCAAAAUAAUUUUUGAAUGAUUAAUUUUAAAUCCCGAUAGUAUGCCAAAUUCGUCUAUAAUUUUGAGGGCAUUAGGAAGCGAGCUCUGCAAGUCAGAUAGAAAUAAUAAUGUGUCAUCUGCAUAUAAGGAAAUAGAGUGGCUUGAUGCACCUAACCGAAUUGGUGUAAUGAGACUGCACUGUCUAACAUACUGUGCCAGGGGUUCUACUGAUAAGUUGAACAAAAGGGGGAAGUGGACAACCCUGCCUUGUACCUCUAUGAAUAUUAAACCUGCCUGAGAUGAGUCCACCAGUAGAUACCCUGGCCAUAGGAUUAGUGUAUAAAGUUUGUAUCAUUCUAAUGAACUGGUCACCAAAAUUGUACUUCUUUAAAGUGUAUCACAGAUAACCCCAUUCAAGCCGAUCAAAGGCUUUUUCGGAAUUAAUAAAUAGAAGGCAACUAGACGUUUUCAAUUUCCCUGAUUCCGCGAUUACAUGUAACACUCGGUGGACGUUGUCAGAAGCCAGGUGUCAAGGGAUAAAGCCUGAUUGAUCUGGAUCAAGUAGCUUAUGUAUUACUACUUGUAGACCUCUAGCGAUAACUUUAGUAUAAAUUUUGACAUCCUCAUUUAUCAAGGAAAUGGGCCUAUAAUUAGAACAGUCUGAGUGAUCUUUGCCGGGUUUAGGUAGAACAGAGAUUAAAGCUGUGUUGAGGUCUCAGUGAAAGUGGCCUUUGGAUAUGGCCUCAUUUAUAGUACGUAGCCAAAUAUGACCUAAUAAAUCCCAUAGCACCAGGUAUAACUUUAAUAUGUGAUGUGCUACCAAGCUAACUCCCUAAUCUCUUUUACUAGUGUAUUGUUGAUGUGAAGAAGUGUGCCGGUUCAAAGCAGUCCAGCAUUUCUGCUGAAUCAUACAGUAUGUUGUUGCGGGUUCACAUUUCCCCUACCAACAUCAGGAGGGUUGAACUUCCUCAGAGGCCUCAGUCAGUGGACCAAUUGAAGUCUUUCCUUAUUCAGAUGUUACAAAUAGAAAAUGAAAAGUUCUCACUACAAUUUGAAGACCCAGACUUUAACAAUGAACCUUGUAACUUGAAUAAUAUCAAAGAGCUACCAGCAGAGAAGGCAACCUUACGUCUUCUGUGGGAAGCGGUAUCUCCUACACAGCACACUGAAGAUUUCAAUUCAGUGUCUUCUCUUGAUACAGCAAGCCUGUCGAGCAACCUAAGAAACCUAAGAAGUGCUGAACAGUGGCCAUCCACUUUUAACAUACCUACUUUUUCUCUCGAUGUCGAACUCAGGCUGCGUAAAGCCAAUGAGGUUUACCAGGAGACAAAGAAGCCACUGAAUGUCCCAAGAGAUAUGAAGUCUCAGAUUCUGGACAAGAUUGCUCAGGCCAUUUUUGAAAUCAAAGCCUACCCUGAUGCCUAUGAGAUCCAGUCGGUUGCCGCUGCUCUAGUAGAGAAACACCCUUGUCUUACAGAACCUGGCAAACGCACAGGUUGGGAUGGAUGGGUAAUGAGUAUAAAGUUUAAGCUUGGUAAUUAUCGGGCCAAACUAAAGGAAGCUGGUUGUUCUGAAGUUAGUGUUAACCGUAAAAGAAAAUCUUGUGAGGGUAUGACAGAAUGGGCCUACAUGAAAAAGCCUAAAAGAGCAGAGGUAAAUUUUUUGCCUAACCAUCCUGAAGGCCAGACAGAAGAUUCACUUGAAAAGGAGAGACUUGCUAUGAUUGAUGAAAUGAAGAAAAGAAAACUGGACUUGACAGUCAUUCACAGACACAUGAAAGAAACCUUUUCUCUUUGCCGCAAAGAAGUUGUUGAAGUUCAGCCACUAGUAGAAGAGAUUAGAGAGAGAUGGCCUGGACUUUUUGUAAAAGAAGAAAUCUGCAUGGAGUUUUUAAGGAUCUGUAACAUAGACCUCAUAAAAAAGUUCAGCGAGUCACUUGAUAAAUAUACAGCACCUCUCCUGAAACUCUACAGAAAAAGGAGAGAUUCCUUGGGUCCAGAAAUGAAGACACUUUUGGACAAGCUGGAUGAGCAGGACACAGGGUCCUCACGGUGGUUGAAGAUGAUGUUGGCACUCCUGUUUCACUGGCCACUGAGAUAAACCAUGCAUUGUUCUAACCAUGCAUUGCUCUAACCUUUGCUUACUUGUUCGGGCUCUUGUAUGCACUCAAUAUGGAAUACCCAAAAUAACUGAAAUAUACUUUUGAAUUCAUUAAGAAAAUCUUCAUGGAUCUUGGUGGUACCUGCUCUGCAAGAGUCCAGUCACUAAAAUUAAAACUGUUGUAGUUGACGAUUUUGCAGAUGUCACUGAAGCUAUGGCAAAUGGUACAAUGAUUGUUGCUAUUAUACUUUAGUAAUUAAGUAUUUAAAAAAACAUUGUAUCAUUUGAUUCAGAUUUUGUAGCCUUGAUGAAUACUGAAGUUUUGAGUUGAGUUUUUUGUUUUUAUCUGGCUGUACUGGUAAAGACUAACUAUUUUUUCUGAUACACUGUUACAUAUCCUACUUUACCAAGUGCUUCGGUUUAUUCAGAUGCAGUGUUAAUGUAUUCUCAAUGUUUUUGCCAAAAUUUGCCAAAAUAAUACAAAAUGCUAUAUAACGCUUGAACCUUGAACAUUUGAGGUUUACUCUGAUGCUUUUAUUAAUGUCUGUUUUGGCUGUUUCAUGUACUUUGGUAAUCAGUUGAAUAAGAAUACUUUAUACUGUACACUGUUUGACUGGAGUGUGGUUAGAGGUUUUGCUGAAAUGCUUUUAAAUUUGUCUGUUUUGGGUUUUUAGACAAAAUAUUACUUUGUUUUUGGAAGCUCAUCUUUCAUUUUAUGUUGAAACAAACAAUGUUGUAGUUUUCAUACAGUUUACAAAGUUUUCCAAUGAUGUUUGAUAACAUUUGUAGUUUAGUACAAACAUGCAUAAUGCAGAAGACAUGUAUGUCAUAUAAUAUACAUGUAAUGUUGUGUUUUGGACAAACUAUUAAAAAAUGGAGAGGGAGAGAAAUUUGUUGUGGUUUAUUAAAUAUUAAAUAUGAAAAUAAUUAUG